This is a messenger RNA of Cooperia oncophora, 270 nucleotides long. The record is from the annotation of a GenBank genome assembly. NCBI's taxonomy places the organism in Eukaryota, Metazoa, Nematoda, Chromadorea, Rhabditida, Trichostrongylidae.
AUGAUGUUGAAGACGGCUGAUGGAUUGAACAAAGCAUAUGAAAUGCUUCAACCGGCCUCGUCUGCCAAUUUAAUUUUCGAUUUUUUCAAAGCCCCAGACGGAGAUCAUGCCAGUAUUAUAAAACUGUUGAAGGUCCUGAAAUCGUUCGGUUUGCGGGAAAAGGAUCCACGACUGAAGGAAAUGAUGACUCGAAUACAAAAAAUUGAAGACUCUCGUGAGACCGGCCACAGCGGCGGAUUUCAUUUACGGCGUCACACCUUCAGAGAGUAA